CCCCCCCACAGCGCAUCAAAGCGGCGUCGAACCGGCGAUGGGAGGGAGCCCGGAUGCAGUUUUGCACUUGAAGACCCCCAGAACUGGCCUCGCGCUUCGGCUUCGAACGAGACCUGUUGUGGCGCGCGCGGAUGACCUCGCAGCAAAUGUUUAGAUGAAAUUCUCUCCCUUCCCCUUCCACGCAGGCCCGGCUGGCCCAGAUCCGCUCCACGUGGAUGGAUCCCACCACCGUGGGAAGUGCACGCGCGGAACACAAAGCCCGUGCUCGCCCGAGCAGCCCGUUCCUCUCAGGGAGAUUCCCCCCGGCGUUCUGAAACAACCUCCGCACCCGGACUUGGCUUCAGGACCCCUCGCGGAGGACACGAGGACAACUGCAAUGUGAUUCGCGCUUACGCCACAGACCCGCUUUAUUUGGGGUGGGGGUGGGAGGGGGUCUUUUUGUUGUUGUUGUUGUUGCUUUUGCUACGAUCCGGAUUGUUCUGCGACGUGAGCCCCUUUUGUGUCCGACGGGGCUUGAAGAGAGAGAGAGAGAAGGGGGGGCGGGGGGGGGGGCUUUGCCCUGCAGCCGGCUGUCGCGGCCAGCUGCUCCGUGGGGCCGGGCAGCGAUGGCAGCCGGUCGCCCGCAGCCGCCCGAGAACGGCUUCGCGCCGCUCGAUCAGCCGGCGCCGAGGCUGCUGCCGCACGUCGACGCCUCGGUUCUGCCGUCCCUCGGGGGGUUCGGCAGGCACCAGAAGCAGCUCGUCGUCCUGACCUGGAUCCCGGCAUUGUUCAUCGGCUUUAGCCAGUUCUCGGAUUAUUUCCUCCUGGCGCAGCCCAACGGCACAUGUUUGCAACCUUCGGCGAACGGCAGCCAGUGGACCUCGGCGCCCAACCCGCUCGGCGGCACCGACGACGUGCCGGCGCUUCAGCCGCAAGUCAACGGCACCGGGGCUGAAGACGGCGACGGCGACGGUCUGCCAUGCGCCUGCGAGGAGAGGACACUGGAGCUGCACACGGGACUUAGCCAGAAUGUGGUUACCAAGUGGAACCUGGUGUGUGACUCAGCCUGGAAGGUCCAUAUUGCCAAAUUUUCAUUGCUCGUGGGCUCAAUAUUUGGCUACCUAGUGAUGGGUGUGAUGGCCGACUGGUUCGGUCGACACCCGGUGUUGAUUCUCUCUGUGCUCUUCAUGCUGGUGUUUGGUUUGAGUGUUGCCUUCUCUAUAAAUGUCACCAUGUUCAGCACCUUGCGCUUCUUUGAGGGUUUCUGCUUGGCGGGCCUCGCUCUCUCUCUCUACGUGCUCAGGGUCGAGCUUUGCUUGCCGGCCUGGCGUUUCUCCAUGACCAUGGUGGCCAGUUUCCUGAUGGUCGGAGGGCAGCUACUGAUGCCCGGGGUGGCCGCUUUAUGCCGCAAUUGGCCGGACCGAGAUGACUGGCAGGUCCUGCAGAUCGUAAUCAUCAGUCCUUUCGUGUUGAUGCUGCCCUACGUGUGGAUUUUUCCUGAAUCGUUCCGCUGGCUGUUGACCACCCAGCACUACAGACGCUCUAAAGCUAUGAUGCUGCGCAUUGCAAGAAGGAACCAAGUUGACAUGGCGACUGAACCUAGCAGAGUUCUUUCAGCAGAGCUGGAGCAGGAGCUGCACAAGAAACCUCAGCGGACCUGCAUCGUGAAGAUGAUGAGCACCAGGAACCUGUGGAAAAACAUCGUGGUGCUGUGUGUCAACUCGUUGACGGGCUACGGGAUACACCACUGCUUCGCUCGAAGUCUGAUGGAUCCGGAAGCCCAGCCCACCGCUUUGUGCCACACGGACUACUAUACCAUGGCUGGCAUCGCCGUGGCGACGUGCAUGGCACUGUGCCCCAUGGUCGGGCUGAUGGGCCGACGCGGAGGCCUUCUUACCUUCAUGAUCAUCACAGCCCUCGCCUCGCUCCUGCAGCUGGGCUUGCUCAAUUUGAUUGGAAAGUACAGCCUUCGCUAUGACACAGUUCUGCGGGACAGUCUGAAGAGGAAAUUCUCUGUGGCCUUCUCCAUCAUUGGCAUGUUCUCGUCUCAUGCUGUCAGCACCCUCAGCAUUUUCUUUUGCGCUGAAAUCACACCGACAGUCAUCAGGGGUGGAGGUCUGGGUCUGGUCUUGGCCAGCGCCGGCUUCGGCAUGCUGACGGCUCCCAUCAUGGAGUUGCACAACCAGAAGGGCUACUUCCUGCAUCAUGUGAUCUUCGCUUGCUGCACGCUGCUGUGCAUCAUCUGCCUGCUGCUGCUCCCCGAACCGCGGGACCAGCCGCUGCCCGAGACCCUGGCCGACGGAGAGACAUUCACCCGCCAAACCUUGCUCCAUCCGGGCGAGCAGCACCUUCUUCUGGCCAAGAGCGACAGGGACUACUCGCGCGUCCACGAUACCCCGCUUCACCUGUCCGCCACGGGCGGCGCUACCGUAGCAGCGGCCACCGCUCUGGCAGCGGUACCCGCCUCCUACUCCUUGGCGACCGGUGGCGAGGUGAUUGGCAACCACGCGAUGGCCAAUGGCGUUUGAGCACAACUGCACUGACUUCCUCGGCAAUGAGCAGGACUGGAAGGCCAUUUUGAACUUGGGAUUCAACCACUUUUGUUAGGAACCAGAUGAUGUUGAUCAAGGUAAAUUUGUCACUUGUUGUAAAAUUUGUCAUUCAAGAAUUGCCAAAAUAUUUGACAUGACUUGUAUUUCUCAAAAGACUCCUGUGGUGCACUGCUCUCGACUCUGUUCUUUGAGGCUUUUUCCCAGGUCAGAGGAGCUGAUGAAGGCAAAUGAAGCAGCGGUUGCCGUCUUCUAAAUAUUAUUUUGCACUACAAAUAGUGAUGGAAAGAUGAAGCUUCAAAUUUGCUUUAUGAACCAGUUGCAUUUUUUCACUCCUCUCUGUGGCACCGUUGGUGUAAUUAAGGGAUUUUAGAAAUGUGUUAUCAGCUCACUGUUGAACAGAGUGCGCCACCUCGAGGAGUCCAAAAAAUAUAACAACUGGUUCAUAAAGCUCCAUUUUCCAAUCACUAACUGCAAGUCGAGAGACACAAUCAAGCAUCUGUGUUUUUCAGCCAACACAUUGCAGAGAUAGGGAUCGGCUCAAACACGAUCACUGUUUUGCAUGAACGGGCACAAAGUCCUACAUGUUAUUUUUCUUAACGGUGGCACUUUAUCCUCCGAACCCAAGUCAGUGUAGACGCUGAUUUUAAAAGUAAGCAUGACAGUGGUUGGUGAAGGUGUAUGAUGGUUGCGUGAGCAACCGGAGACCUUGGCACACCGUGUAUGCGUGUGCACCCAUUAGAGACUGCAGCUAAUGCUAAAAAGACGUGAGCGUUGAAUGGACUUUGAAGUUUUCUUCGAUUAAGUCUUAUGAUGCGUCUCAACACUUGAAAUGGCUUUAUCCGUUGUUUUCGAUAUUUUGUCAUGCUGCCCAAUUUCACUUGCAAAUGUCCUGUUCCAUGUCUCACGCUGUGUCCCCUGUACCGUGGUAACAAUGUAGUCCUGCUCCUAUGAUAAAACUAGCCAAAAAAGCACAAUGACAAAAAUCAAGGCAAGUGAUGAUUAGAAUAGAGCAGUUUGCCUAAAACAGGGUUGGCUGUUGUUAGAAUACUUAGUGUUCAUGUUCCAUUCAAGAAUUAUGUGUGAUACACUUAUUCACCUGACAGUUAUUAUAGUCGAAGCACCUUAUAUAGUGACAUUAAAUAUUUUGUCUCACUACUACAGACAGAAUUGUAGGAUCCAACAUCUUCCUUGUACUUCUUGAGCAUGUAUUGUAUUUUGGAAAGGGGCAAAAAAGAAAAACAACACACAACCCAGCCACCAAAACUGUUUUUUAAGUCUUAUUUUUUAAUGAUGCAUUUCUACCAAAAGCCAUAGGCUUACAUGUUUUGAUAAUAAAAUCACCUAAUUUAUUGUGUCAAUAAAAGAACACUGGACGUCA
Molecule: messenger RNA, 3909 nt
Organism: Hippocampus comes (tiger tail seahorse)
Lineage: Eukaryota; Metazoa; Chordata; Actinopteri; Syngnathiformes; Syngnathidae
Gene: slc22a23b
Product: solute carrier family 22 member 23
Exons: 10
Coding region: 606-2507 (633 amino acids)
Biological process (GO): transmembrane transport
Cellular component (GO): membrane
Molecular function (GO): transmembrane transporter activity
Source: RefSeq, a predicted model, not a curated record